Messenger RNA from Herpailurus yagouaroundi (jaguarundi), 3594 nucleotides. RefSeq names its product myosin binding protein H like (gene MYBPHL). The transcript has 9 exons. Lineage: Eukaryota; Metazoa; Chordata; Mammalia; Carnivora; Felidae. The record is from RefSeq and is a predicted model, not a curated record. Bases 2291 to 3463 code for a protein of 390 amino acids. Gene Ontology annotation, molecular function: protein binding.
GGACUGUGCAUUUGUCACAUGAGAGGUUAAUUAGGUAAGUUGCGGGGGAUUACUUAGUUUUUUCUUGUUCUUUCCGCUCCUAAAAGUCUACCUCCCGUGGGUAUUUGUGGGGCCAGCUUUCUCGGUCUCACGCCCCACGCACCCUUUCAGUACACUGCUACACUCUUCCUUCUGGACACAGCGGCAUAGAAUGACUCUCCUGAGUUAGAUGCUCCUUCAGGCAGGUUUGACAGACAACAACCCUGCCUCUCUCAGGUUUCUCUUGCUGUUCUUACUCCUAGCCUGCCUGAUCCAUUUCAUUUAAGGACAUUCAAAGAGCUGCCGCUUUGCUCUCUCCCCAAACUUGUGUUUUAGGAGAGGUUCCUCCCCAACUCCCUUGAACCUUUAGCUGAGCCUUGAAAAUUGCUUCUCAGUCUGCCAUCGUGGGUGAUAUUUCCAAUGAAUACCUACUCUGACAUCAUGAUCUGAAGCUGAAGAGGCAAAAGAUUUUGCUUCUAAGGAGCCCCGCCACCUGGCGGAAGAGUUCCUCCCCUAGGAGAUUAUGUAUGUAAUUUUAUUUUCAGCAAGUCUAUCUAACCUAGUGUCCUAAGACUUUACCAGAAUCACUAAGGUUGCUUUUUCUGAUGCAGAUUCCUAGACCCCACCUAGACUCAUUAAAUUAGACUUCAUAACGGACAGACCCUAAGAGUCUCCAUUUUUACCUUGAUUCUUUACACCUCUAUUGCAACAAAGGGCUUAGACUGAAAGCCUAGACCAGUUUCACCAAAGGAUGGGUUAAGUAGGGUGGAAAAGGGGGGUUUUGGAGUCUCCUGAUGUCGGAACUCUGUACUUAUAAAGUUGUUGGCUGGCUCAGGCAAAAGAAAUCGGGCAGCCACCUUCACACGAAUCCUGAUGUGGCACCAGGUGCAGCCUCAGAGGUCCAGCCACACAGCUCCCUCUCGGCCAUCCCAGCUCCUGAUAAAUAGGUUCCUGGGCCAGAAGUGUGUCUACUAGCUUUCCUGGCCUCAGCCCCUACACAAGUUGCAAAGGGGAGUUUCCAUUGUAGCACAGGCUCCUGGGAUCCUAUCGACUCUGUCUCUAAAUUGAGGGCUAGAGGGAAGAAAUGAGUAAGGAGCUCAUCCAUUCAACCACAUUUUUUUUUUCCAUAAAAGAGGUGGUGGAAAGAAGGAAGGGGUAUAUGGGAACUCUGUACUUUCUACUCAACUUUGCUGUGAACCCUUUGAAGCUGCUCUAAAAAUAAAGUCUUUCCACACACACACACACACACACACACACACACACACACAAAGGGGAUGCUGGUUUCUGGAACAAAGAAAGUGAGGGUAUGAUAGGAAACCAUUUGGACACAGUACAGAAUGUGUAGAAUGAUGGCUUGGUAAGCCUAGAAAUCCUAUAGGACCUUUAGUAUACACUUCCUAUGCUCUGGCCAUUUCCUUCGACUAUUAGCAUUUUAGCCUCAACACAGUCAUGGCAUCAUCAUCUCUGGUUUCAGAGCCCUGAGGUUCAGACUCGGUGAUUUGCCCAGGGUCACCUAGCUAAUGAGUGAGUAGCCCUGCCCGAAGUCACACACACAUACUCUGACCUCAUGCCCCUGGCUCCCCUCCACCACUGCUGCCUCUCGCUUUACUGGUACUUUAUCUCAGAGGCAAGGGAGCUCUCAGAGGGCCACGUGCUGGCCCAACCUAAAAAUAGCUCCCAUUUAUCAAGCACUUCGCUCUACUCUGCUAAGCACUUUGCACAGAUUACCUCUUCUAAUCCUCACAACCACCCUAUGGGCAUUACCGUCUCCAUUUUACAGAUGAGGAAACAGACUUGAGAGAGACUGUGAUGCAAGUCGCACAAGCUAGUUGGUGAUGGAGCCAAAAGUGAGUCCAGGUAGUCCAGCUCCAGAGGGCAGACUCUACCUUCCCCACCACUAGGGGGGUUGGCGGAGGGGAUGGGGACAGACCCUGAAAAGGGCGAGUUGACAAGACUUUACAGCUCCCUGAACACGGCACAGAGAGAGAAGGAGCCGUUAAAGGUGAAAGGUGUGCGUGUGAACCGCUGAGCCUGCUAAGCCAGGAGCCCCGUUGUAUGAUCUGUGUGCGCGGCCAGGGGAGCUGUUUGAAGCUCAAAGCCUACCACACACACCCCCACCCCACCCCCAGGCUGUGUGAGCAGGGCCACCUCAGUCCUCUUGCGGCUAUUCUGGGCUGCUGUCUGAUCUCCCUCUCUUCCCAGCCCCUACUUCAGCCCUUCUGCUGGGAGUAGCCGGGUGGGGAAAGGCCAGGCCAGUUACAUAAAUAAGCCCAUGGCUGGGACCCCGGAGGCCAGGCUGGAGAGCAGGUGCUUAGCCCCUCCCUCACCACCAACAGUGAAAAUCUCUCUCUGGAGCCCAGCCUCUGGGCAGCCCAGCAUGGAGGCAGCCACAGCUCCCGAGGUGGCCUCCUCAGGAUCCACACUGAAGGUGAAAGAAACGAGCCCAGCGGAUGCAGAAGGACCCCCAGCUUCACCUCGACAGGAGGCCGGCAGCCCCAUUCCCCAGCUCCUGUCCCCUAUAGAAGAGCACCCCAAGAUCUGGCUACCUCGCGCCCUGAGGCAGACCUAUAUCCGGAAGGUCGGAGACACCGUGAACCUACUAAUCCCAUUCCAGGGCAAACCCAAACCUCAAGCCACCUGGACACAUGAUGGCUGUGCCUUGGAUGCCGGCCGUGUGAGUGUGCGCAAUGGGGAGCGGGACUCCAUCCUCUUCAUCCGAGAAGCCCAACGUGCUGACUCAGGUCGCUACCAGCUCAGCGUGCGGCUGGGCGAGCUGGAGGCCACUGCCACCAUUGACAUCCUGGUGAUCGAGAGGCCAGGCCCUCCUCAGAGUAUCAAGUUGGUGGAUGUUUGGGGCUCCAAUGCUACUCUGGAGUGGACACCUCCCCAAGACACAGGCAACACGGCACUCCUCGGAUACACCGUGCAGAAGGCUGACACAAAAUCUGGGCUGUGGUUCACGGUGCUGGAACGUUAUCACCGCACCAGCUUCACAGUCUCCAACCUCAUCGUGGGCAACUCCUAUGCAUUUCGAGUCUUUGCUGAGAACCAGUGCGGGCUCAGUGAGACAGCCCCCAUCACUGCUGACCUUGCCCACAUCCAGAAAGCAGCUACCCUUCGCAAGACUGGGGGGUUUGCACAGCGAGAUUUCUCUGAAGCCCCAAAGUUCACCCAGCCUCUGGCAGACUGCACCACGGUCAUGGGCUAUGACACCCAGCUCUUCUGCUGCGUCCGCGCCUCUCCCAAGCCAAAGAUCAUCUGGCUGAAGAACAAGAUGGAUAUCCAAGGCAACCCCAAGUACCGAGCCCUCACUCACCUGGGAAUCUGCUCUCUCGAAAUCCGCAAGCCUGGUCCCUUUGAUGGGGGUAUCUACACCUGCAAGGCAGUUAACCCCCUGGGGGAGGCAUCUGUGGACUGUCGGGUGGAUGUGAGAGCUCCUCACUGAGGCCUCCAAAGAAGAUUAGGGCAACUCUGACAAAGGAAGCCUGACUGUGGGGAGAUUGUGUCCUUAAGCAGCUCCAGCACAACAUCUGCUUUGGACUAAUCUAAAUAAACGUAUGGAUCCUUGGUGCAUAA